This is a messenger RNA of Oppia nitens, 1341 nucleotides long. Its product is annotated as multidrug resistance-associated protein 1-like. Gene Ontology annotation, biological process: transmembrane transport. The record is from RefSeq and is a predicted model, not a curated record. Lineage: Eukaryota; Metazoa; Arthropoda; Arachnida; Sarcoptiformes; Oppiidae. Gene Ontology annotation, molecular function: ABC-type transporter activity; ATP binding; ATP hydrolysis activity. The coding region runs from base 1 to 1341 and encodes 446 amino acids. Gene Ontology annotation, cellular component: membrane. The transcript has 4 exons.
AUGAGUUCGGAUAUAUCCCGUAUCGCCGGUCCUGUCCGGUGGCGAGUGUGUCGCUAUGCGCCACUACAUGUCAACAAUGGCGCCCACAGGUGCGCAAUGCGCUUAACAGCACCGAUAGCUGAUAUACAGCACUCAAAACUCUACAUUAAAACAUCGUUACAAUUGAAACGUUUAGAGUCCAUAAGCCGAUCGCCAAUAUAUUCACAUUUAGGCGAAACAUUGAAUGGUGUGUCCAGUAUUAGGGCCUAUGAUUGUAUGGAUAGGUUUAUACGGGAAUCGGAUAAUAGGAUUGACAACAAUACUAAGUGUCUCUAUCCGUAUAUUGUGGCCAACAGUUGGCUAUUAAUUAGACUACAAGUCCUGAGCAAUUUGCUUGUACUGUUUGCUGCACUGUUUGGUGUCAUUGGUAGAGAUAGUCUAACCGGUUCGGACAUUGGACUGUCCCUAUCGAUGGCCAUUACAUUAACCGGUAUUUUAGAGUAUUUUAUCGAUUCGUUUGGCCAAAUGUUGGCAUUAUUUGUAUCGUUUGAACGAAUAGACGAAUAUUGUUGUCUAGAAAGCGAACCAAUUGGUCAAUACGGUAGACAAUUGUCAGAUAAAUGGCCAGAAAAUGGUUGUAUUAGUUUUGUUGGAUACGGUAGUCGAUAUCGACAGGGAUUUGAUUUAGUAAUCAAAGGCAUUACAGUUAAUAUAAAGUCCGGUGAAAAGAUAGGUAUUGUUGGCCGAACCGGUGCGGGAAAGUCAUCGCUAACAUUGGCAUUGUUUAGGCUUAUUGAGCCAGCAAUGGGUCGUAUAGUUAUCGACGGUAUAGAUAUCAGUCAAUUAGGUCUACACGAGUUGAGGUCGCGGUUGACUAUUAUACCACAAGAACCGGUACUGUUUUCGGGAACUAUUCGCUCAAAUUUGGAUCCGUUCGACAGGUUUUCCGACGACCAACUCUGGUCAGUGUUAGAACAGUCGCAUCUCAAAGAGUUUGUACUGUCGACUGAUGCCGGUCUCGACCAUCCGGUUACCGAAUCGGGUGAUAACAUGAGUGUCGGUCAGCGACAACUUGUAUGUCUGGCUCGAGCUUUCCUCCGACACUCGUCUAUCCUUAUCCUCGAUGAGGCCACGGCUGCCGUCGAUGUCGAGACCGAUGCACUCAUUCAGCAAACUAUUAGACAAUCAUUUAAGUCGUGUACUGUCCUAACGAUUGCCCACCGAAUCAAUACAAUCCUGGAUUACGAUCGGGUGUUAGUCCUAAGCGACGGACGGGUAGCCGAGUUUGACUCACCCGACAAACUGCUUGACGACAGGACAACCAUUUUCUACUCACUGGCCAAAGAUGCCGGUGUUAUAUAA